UACACCCGCAAAAUUAUUCUUCAUCAGGAAUUUUAUUGUUUUUAGUUUAAUAUAGUGUUCAUAAAUGAAAAGACUUUAUUAGCCAAGCGCAAGCAGUAACCAUAUAUCAAUCCUAUCGUAAUAUGUUUUGUUCUAAUUAUACGAAAAUUAUUAAUUAUUAUUUAACAUUAAUUAUUAAUUUCUUCCAUUAUUAGUAUACUGUACAGUAUAUAUUUUCCAGCUUUAGAACUCUUUUAAAAAUAUCGAUUGCAGUACCAAGUUGAGUUUAAGAGACCCUUUCAUCUGAGAACAAGAAGAUGAAUAUGAACCGUUCAAUCUGCUACUUCAUUCUAUUGUUUGUUGUGAUUGGUGUGACUACUGUAGAAGGGUAUGGUAGAUACGGAAGUAGAGGUGGAUAUGGAGGAUAUGGAAGUCGUGGAGGUUACGGUGGAUAUAGAGGAGAUAUGGCUGCGGGACUUGAUAAAGAACUCAAAGAUGGAUUUGAAGAAUUUGUUGAAUCUCUUCAUGACUUGGAUGCGCUAGAAUAGAACUCCAACAACCGACCACAUAUGACGUGAUAUGGAACGAACUUACAUUCCCAAAUUUGUUAUCAAAGUUGUUCAUAUCAAUCAAAUAAAUCGGUUAUAAAACAGUCAUCUCA
This is a messenger RNA of Styela clava, 640 nucleotides long. The record is from RefSeq and is a predicted model, not a curated record. NCBI's taxonomy places the organism in Eukaryota, Metazoa, Chordata, Ascidiacea, Stolidobranchia, Styelidae.